This is a messenger RNA of Dromiciops gliroides (monito del monte), 2508 nucleotides long. It is a transcript of the gene FAM133B, whose product is annotated as family with sequence similarity 133 member B. Bases 115 to 861 code for a protein of 248 amino acids. The transcript has 11 exons. The record is from RefSeq and is a predicted model, not a curated record. NCBI's taxonomy places the organism in Eukaryota, Metazoa, Chordata, Mammalia, Microbiotheria, Microbiotheriidae.
CUCGGGUGGAAAAGGAGGAGGAGUCUCCGCUGCCGCCGGAGCCGCCCGAUCCCCGCCGCCCGCGGACCCUCAGUUCUCUCGGUCUAGCAGCAGGGCGGGCAGCUACCGGGCACCAUGGGCAAGAGGGACAACCGGGUGGCUUAUAUGAAUCCAAUAGCGAUGGCCAGAUCUCGAGGUCCUGCUCAGUCUGCAGGGCCAACGAUACAGGAUUAUCUGAAUCGGCCAAGGCCCACGUGGGAAGAAGUGAAAGAACAGCUAGAAAAGAAAAAGAAAGGAUCCAAGGCAUUAGCUGAAUUUGAAGAAAAAAUGAAUGAGAAUUGGAAAAAGGAACUGGAAAAACACAGGGAGAAAUUGUUAGGUGGAAGUGAGAGUUCAUCAAAGAAAAGAGAGAGAAAGAAAAAGGAAAAGAAGAAAUCUGGUAGGUCUUCAUCCUCUUCUUCAUCAAGCUCUGAUUCUUCCAGCAGUUCUUCAGAUUCAGAAGAUGAGGAUAAGAAACAAGGGAAGAAAAGAAGAAAAAAGAAAUAUCGUUCACAUAGAUCUUCAGAAUGUUCCAUAUCAGAAUCUGAAUCAGACAGUAAGGACAGCAUUAAGAAAAAAAAGAAGUCGAAAGACGAACAUGAGAGAGAAAAGGAUAUCAAAAGUCUGAGCAAGAAAAGAAAGAAGAUAAAUUCUGAAGAUAAACCUGUAUCGUCUGAAUCUUUAUCAGAACCAGAUUGUAUAGAAGAGGCACAAGCAAAGAAAAAGAAAAACAGUGAGGAACGAGAAAAGACCACAGAAAAGACAAAAAAGAAAAAGAAGCACAAGAAACAUGGCAAGAAGAAGAAAAAGAAGGCCACUGGAUCAGGUCCAGAGUCGUCAUAACCCCAGGACCCCUGAGCUCUCCCUGCCAGAAAGUGCAAUGUCUAAAGGAAUCUUCAACUGUGAAAGUUAUGGCUUCUGCUCCCCAAAUGCAUGAGUGCUCCUGUGUUUUUAGAGCCUGAGGCCGUAGGCCAAACUAGGCCAUGAUUGUUGCCUGCUGCUUAUUACAUGGGGUACAUUCACCUUCUUUGUUUGGUUUGAUUUUUCUCCCCAGAAUUCUUAGAUCUGGGAGAUAAUAAUACACUAGAGUCCAACUGGUAUUUGAGAUAUUUGGAAAUAAAGUAAAAUCUUUUAGAUAAUUAAUAUUUUUAACAGGAAGUAUCUAAUUUUAAAUCAGUAGAUGUAGAAUCUAAAUGCAUCUUUAGGGUAUAUUUAAAGUGACAAAUCAGAGAUACCCAGAUGUCUACAGUUGGCCUUUUUGAAGCAAGGGCAUGACAGUAACGCCCUCAAAAUCUUUACUUUUAUAGAUGUAUAUUAUUUUUUCCCUUAAUUUUUUUUGUUUACCUAGGGGAAAGGGUGGGGUAGGUUGGGGAGGGAUGGGGAGGGCGUCGCUAUUAUUUUAGCUAGCUGAAUAGUGUGCCUUUUGAUCCUUGCACAUCCUAUCUAUUUCAGUCAGGACAGACACACUGCUUCCUAGGGAGGCCAAGAGCUGGUCGGCAGCAGUCUUGUUCCUUUGCUGAACUUAGUGAAUGAGGCAUUCUGGAGCUCUGCUGUCUGCUAGCUACUUCAGGUAGCAAAGAAAGACAGCACUUGACAGCAUGAAUGAGCUCCAAAACCUAGGAAACUUACCUCCACUUCAAUCUUUUGAAUAUUUUUAGCAGUAGAAUGUUACAUAAUUUGAAUUAAUUUUGGUUACACUUUGGAGGGAAUCAUUUCAUAGAGACACUGGUGUUUUGUUUUUUGGUAUAGAUAGCUAAAAUAUUCUGAAAUAUUUUGCAUGUUUUAUACUCUUAAGUUUUAACUGGCCAGGGAAAUUCUAUUGUAACCAGUGACCAUUAUUUUUUUGUAUGAAUUAUGUUUCGGCUGCAUCGUUUCAAGUGUGUAAUUCCUUAUUCUUGCUAUAAUAAGUUCAUUAACUGUGUUUAAUUGCACACUUGCUGCAGAUAUUUAGCAUGUAAAAAGCAGGUUUUUGAUAUUUAACGGCUUCAUAUUGAAGCCGAUUUGCUAUGAGCAAGUUAAGUGGCAGGCCUAGUAUGCUCUAUGUCUUGUUACAUAAAACUGCUGCCAGAUUCUCAGUAAAUAUACCGUUUUAAAAGUUUGUUGUCUUUAUAUAUUAAUAUUGAAUUAAGACAGGGAUUAAAGUAAAGUAAGAAUGACAUGAUUGCUAUUCCUGUGGCAUAUUUUACUAAGAUCGGGUGCCUCAAAUGUCUGCUGCUGAAUUAUGUUUACCAGUGAUGUUAAAAGGAACCGAGAAGUCAUUUUUACUUCACGUUUUUAUAAUCAGUUACAUGAAAUAUAAUUUACUGUCCAUUGUGCCUGUUAUAAAGGGUGUUCUAACUGUAGUAUCUUAAUGCACAGAAUAUUUUGGCAUGACAAGAGGCUGAAUAAAUGGGCUAUUUUGCUAAAAAAAAAAAAUAGCUGUGUUCAUCUCAGCUCCAUUUGCGUGUCACAAAGAAUAUGGAAAACCAGAAAACACUUAGGCGAUCAAUU